Messenger RNA from Ustilaginoidea virens, 936 nucleotides. RefSeq lists its product as uncharacterized. Gene Ontology annotation, molecular function: oxidoreductase activity. The transcript has a single exon. The coding region runs from base 1 to 936 and encodes 311 amino acids. Lineage: Eukaryota; Fungi; Ascomycota; Sordariomycetes; Hypocreales; Clavicipitaceae. The record is from RefSeq and is a predicted model, not a curated record.
AUGGCUCCCUCCGCCAUCACCCCUGAAACCUCCCCCGAGCGUCACAUUUUUGUCAAAAAGCUCAAGGUGCCAAGUCGAUCUCGCCGCAGCUUUGCCUCACCGGUGCCGUCCAUCCUGUUGAACGAUGGCAACUCUAUUCCCCAAGUGGCCCUGGGUGUCUACAAGGCUCCCAACGGUCAAGAGACCGAGGACGCCGUGACUGCCGCCCUCGACGCCGGUUACCGUCACAUUGACUCUGCUGCCAGAUACGCCAAUGAGGAAGCUUGCGGCCGGGCCAUCCGACGCUGGCUCGAAAAGACUGGCACUCCCCGCGAAGAAGUCUUCAUCUGCUCCAAGCUCUGGGACACCGACCACGGCUACGAGGCCACCUUCAACGCACUUUGCGACUCUCUUGAUAAGUUCGGACUCGACUAUCUUGAUCUCUACCUGAUUCACUCUCCAGCCGAAGAUGAGCAGAAGCGUCUCCAGAGCUGGCGUGCUCUUGAAACCGCUCAGCGACUCGGCAAGGCCAAGUCCAUCGGUGUUUCCAACUUUGGUGCUGCCCAUCUUAAGAAUCUCUUGCAACAUGCCACCGUCGUCCCUGCCGUCAAUCAGAUCGAGGUGCAUCCCUUUUGUCAGCGCGAGGCCCUGGUUGAGUUGUGCAAAAAACAUAACAUUAAGAUUGAGGCAUAUUCUCCCCUAGCCCGUGGAAACAAGCUGGAGGAUCCCACCAUCAACGCCAUCGCCAAGAAAUACAACAAGACGCCCGCUCAAAUCCUACUCAACUGGAAUGCUUCUCGAGGCAACGUUGUACUGCCAAAGAGCUUGACCGCUUCCCGUAUCCGGAGCAACUUGGAAAGCUUUGACUUUAAGCUCCAUGCCGAAGAUGUCGAGAAGAUCAACGCUCUCGGCUCAGAGAACUACGUCACCGGUUCAAUGCACAAGUCGAAGGAUUGA